This is a messenger RNA of Bactrocera oleae (olive fruit fly), 1003 nucleotides long. Its product is annotated as peptidyl-prolyl cis-trans isomerase H. Gene Ontology annotation, molecular function: peptidyl-prolyl cis-trans isomerase activity. NCBI's taxonomy places the organism in Eukaryota, Metazoa, Arthropoda, Insecta, Diptera, Tephritidae. Gene Ontology annotation, biological process: protein folding; protein peptidyl-prolyl isomerization. Gene Ontology annotation, cellular component: intracellular membrane-bounded organelle. The record is from RefSeq and is a predicted model, not a curated record.
CAUUUCUCUCCUGUGACACAUGUAACAGGGUUUUGAGUACCACUUAAAUUCAAUUAUUAAAACUAUAGUAUUUGAAAUUGGCGUAAGAAUUCGUACUUACAAAUUAUCGGAAGAAUAGUUAAUUAAUUCUAACACACUUUAAAUUACAAUAUUUAUUGCGCGUAGAAUUAUAAACAGAAUUUGUAAACUAUUUACAGAAAUAAACAGCUGAUUUAAGGAGUGACAGACUGUCACUGGCAGCUGUCAUACAAGGCUACGAUGCAUGCUACAUGCAUACAUGCACACAUUCGUCCCCAUAUACUUAACCGGUAUUUAACAAUUUUUAACUUUAUAGUACGCGAACAAUUAUUCUAAAUUAAGUUGCAAAUAUAAAGUAAAAUGCCUACAUGGAAUCAAAUUCUAUCACAACUACGCAACCCCAGCAAUCCUGUGGUUUUUUUUGAUAUAUCUGUUGGUACAACGGAAAUUGGUCGUAUGAUUUUUGAAUUGUUUGCGGAUACAGUACCGAAAACGGCAGAAAAUUUCCGUCAACUUUGCACGGGUGAAUACCGGCCGGACGAUGUACCAAUGGGAUACAAAGGUGCUAGUUUCCAUCGGGUUAUUAAAGAUUUUAUGAUUCAAGGAGGUGACUUUGUCCAUGGAGAUGGUACUGGUGUAAUGAGCAUAUAUGGUGGCACAUUCGCCGAUGAGAAUUUCACGCUAAAACAUGAUUCGCCAGGUCUUCUUUCUAUGGCUAACAGUGGUAAAGAUACAAAUGGUUGCCAAUUUUUUAUUACUUGUGCCAAAUGCAACUUCCUUGAUGGAAAGCAUGUUGUUUUUGGACGUGUGCUAGACGGACUGCUGAUAAUGCGAAAAAUUGAAAAUGUCCCUACGGGCCCAAACAAUAAACCUAAACUACCAGUUACAAUAUCACAAUGCGGACAAAUGUAAAAUGUGUACCUUUCUUAUUAUUAAAUUAUGUAUACAUCAUAAUUAUAAUAAAUUUAUACAUCUUUGUUUCUUA